AUUGCAAUUGCCAUUUGUCAGUGACUGCUGAGGACGUGUACUUCUUCUGGUCAACACUGUAACCUAGCAGCAUUCGCUCUUAUCGUUAUAUACGCCUUCCACGUAGCCAGGUUGUUAUUAUACACGUAGUAUUUUGUAUCAUUUACCGGUGACUAAAAGGCUGUCGAAAAUGGUGCGAACAGAAUUAGUGCGAAGAAGGCGACAGCUUGGCUCGACUGCGUGAGGCAAGGUCCUCGUGCUCAUCGCCGCCCUCCUAGCAGGGUAGUAGAUCACCCUUCGCCGACAUAGCACCCAGCUAGUAGCACCCCAAGCGCCUCCCGCCCAGCUUCCAGCUUUUCCUCCGUCAACCACCCACCCAACCAACCACACCAUGGACGCCAUCACGCGCGUGUCGUACUACUUCCCCACCCACACCCUCACCAUCUUCCAAAUCCUCAGCAACCUGGUCAUCAACGACUCCUCCUUCUGCCAGGACCAGGAACGCUCGCUGGUGAUCGCCAUGCUCGUCCUCUUCGCGCUGGCCUGCUUCUUCGCCUCCUUCACAGACACAUACACCGCCCUCAACGGCCAGAAGUUCUGGGUGCUCAUGAUGCCCUUCUACGGCCCGCUGUGCUUCUCCCUGCCCACCGGCGAAGACAAGGACCGCAUGUACGACCACUACUACCUCAAGGUCCGCGACUACGUGCACGCGCUGCUGUCAACCGCCGCAUUCGUGCUCAUCGUGCUCUUCACCAACCCCGUCUGCAUGUGCAUCUUCCCCUCCGGAGUCAAGGACGGCACCUCGCAGUUCGACGCAGCCAUCGUACGCACCGUUCCAGUGGUCGUGGCGCUGCUGAUCGGGCUGAUCACCAUGUGCCUGGGCCCGCCGCGGCAGAUGUUGGGAUUCCAGAACGUACCGGAGACCUGCCCCAUCUCCGAUCGGCCCAUGUCCACCAACCCCAUGUAUGCGGGCUCCCAGGGCGACUACCCGCCAACCAUUCCCGAGGGAGACGAGGACUACGAAAGCGCGCCGGGCGGGGAGGGAGCCGCUGGCGGAGGGGGGGCCCCGCCGUCCAUUAUGAAGAGUCCGAGUCAGGACGGACCCGUGGGUCUGCCCCCCAGCAAGAGCGUGGGACGCGGCGGGAUGGCUAUGGGGCCGCGGGAGAGCUAUCACAGUGAGUAUCGGCAGCACCCGGGGCGGCAGAGCGGGCGGAACCUGGCGCCGGCGGCCAGGAGUGCGGAUUACGGGGCGGGUGAGGGCGGGUACGGCGGUGGGUACCGGCAGGAGCCGUGAGCAGGCGGAGGAGGAGGAGGCGGAGGAAAUCAACGAAAGGUGAAGCAACGGAGGAGGAAGAGGGUGGUAAGGGCGGAAGCGGAGAAGCUGGUAACAUUCGCGCACGCGAGAGAUGAUUAUAGAUGGUGGUAUUGGGCGGGAGCAGUUGCCGAGGUCGGGUCUGCGGGGCCUUGGUUUCUUGUGAGACACCUUGUGAUGUGUUGUGUUCCUGCUACUGUAUGGCAUGCGGGUGCCGUGAGGUGCCGUGAGGUGCCGGCGGGUCAGCGGGGAACCGGGCUGUCAGCCCAGCUGGGAGCGCUUUUGCCACUGUACAUGAUAUGUGAUGGCUCCCGCUUCUCUAUAGGCCAAACAAAACACGGAUAGUAUAGCGGGGUAUGUAGCAUGGUACAGUUCUACCGUACUUGGUGUCUUUUGUUUUGACUUCGCAUGUGCGUGCGCGCUGUUGGGCACGGCCGACGUGCCCCCCUCCCUCGCACGGGAGCGAAAGGGAGGUGAUCCGUGUUCGUCCCAGGUGAUCCGGGUUUCUUGAGGAGGAAAAGUACUUGCAAGGGAGGCCAGGGCCCUCCUUGAACUGUGUGUCGCGCGCGCCCACGUGCCCGAAAAGUCUCGACCCUGCUCGUUAGUAUUCGAGUUUUUCUUCUGGUGUUGUUGUUUGCAUGGCGGUUUGAACCUACCCUAAAUACCCCCCUGGAGGAAUGUCGGUAUGGAGGUCUAGUACUGGGGUUACUUGUGCGAGAUCCGACCAGCGUGGGGUGUACCGGUACAGAUACGUUACGUUAACUCCACGAUGGUGGUGGGUAUAUUUUUGUGUUUAUAGUGCACAUUUAAAAAGACUGGCUAACUAGACGUACCUGCUGAAGGAUCGCAACUCCACAAAGGCUUGGAGACGGAAGGUCACGGGUGAUGGUGGCAAACAAAUGGCGCAAAGCUGCACACGGUUUGGCGAGCAACGAGGGUACUAUAGCGCUUAGGUUUUCUGGAUCCGUUUAAACAAACUUU
Molecule: messenger RNA, 2272 nt
Organism: Astrephomene gubernaculifera
Lineage: Eukaryota; Viridiplantae; Chlorophyta; Chlorophyceae; Chlamydomonadales; Astrephomenaceae
Source: the annotation of a GenBank genome assembly